UUGAAAGAAAAAGAAAGUGAAACCGUCGGUUCUCUCUCCUCCGAGUCGUGCCCUUUCCAUUUUGUUACUGCUGCUGCUGCAGUGCGGCCGCCGCCUCCUCCUCCUCUCGCCUAGAACAUUCUAAUCCAACAAUUUAGGGUUUCCCUUGGGUUCCGGAUCCAAUCUCCCCCCACUCAAACCCCUUCGCCAGAAUUACCCAUCCAUACCUUAAUUAAUCUACUUUGAUUUUCUUAACCUACUAGAGAGCCAGACCCCACUCUCGCGCAGGGACACACCAAUGGUCCGCUCCCAUGGCGCCAAGCUUCUCCACCGGCUCGCCCGCCGUCCCCUCCCCCGCCCCAAACUCGCAGGCAUAUGAUUCGCUGUGCGGAGAGGGGAAUCGGAGUUUCUCCACGGCAGUUGCAGGCUCACGAAGCAUCUUUGGCAACCGUACCCCUACCUCCACGACCGGCAAUCUGAAAAACCUGUUUCUUUUGGGUUCUUCAAAUGCCAGUUGGACUUCAUCAAGAUCAAUUCAUAGCACAGCAUUUAUGUCUGCAAGAGAUUAUUAUGACAUACUUGGGGUGAGCAAGAAUGCAAGUUCUUCCGAAAUUAAGAAAGCAUAUUAUGGGCUUGCCAAAAAGCUACAUCCAGAUACAAAUAAGAAUGAUCCUGAGGCUGAAAAGAAGUUUCAAGAAGUCUCAAAAGCUUAUGAGGUUUUAAAAGAUGAUGAAAAGAGACAACUUUAUGAUCAGGUUGGCCAUGAAGCAUUUGAACAACAAGGGAGUCCAGGUUCUGAUUCUGGAUUUCAUGGAUUUAGUAAUCCAUUUGAAGAUAUCUUCAAUGGCGAUAUCUUCAAUAUGUUUCGACAAAGAUUUGGCGGUCAAGACGUGAAGGUUGCUGUCGAGAUAUCCUUCAUGGAAGCUGUUCAAGGAUGUACCAAGACAGUUACAUUUCAAGCACCCUUAACGUGUCAAGCUUGUGGUGGAACUGGUGUACCUCCUGGAACGAAGCCUGAGAACUGUAGACGCUGUGCGGGUGCAGGAGAGACAUAUAUCCAAAGAGGUAUGUUCAGUAUUCGGCAAACCUGCACUGCUUGUGGAGGAUCUGGAAAAACAGUAUCGAGUUUAUGCAAGUCAUGCAAGGGGCAGAGAGUUGUUAUGGGAUCAAAGUCAGUCAAGUUGGAUAUCAUGCCAGGCGUAGAUGACAAUGAAACUAUGAAAGUUUAUAGAAGUGGUGGAGCGGACCCAGAUGGAAACCAACCUGGUGAUCUUUAUGUCACCAUCAAGGUGCGAGAAGAUCCUGUUUUCCGCAGAGAAGGUGCUGACAUUCAUGUAGACUCAGUCUUGAGUGUCACGCAGGCAAUUUUAGGAGGAACCAUCCAAGUUCCAACUCUCAUGGGAGAUGUAGUACUCAAGGUUCGACCUGGCACCCAACCUGGUCAAAAGGUUGUUCUGAAGAGAAAAGGAAUCAAGACGAGGGGAUCCGUCUCAUUUGGUGAUCAGUAUGUGCACUUCAAUGUCAGCAUUCCCACGAACCUCACCCAGAGACAGCGGGAGUUACUUGAAGAGUUUGCAAAAGAGGAGCAAGGCGAAUAUGACAAACGUGCCGCGGCUGGCGCCUCUGGCUGAUAUAAAUCGAACAACUCAAAGCCUAGUAUUUGCCUUUAAUCUCUCCUUCAUGAAGAUUUAAAGGGGGUGACAUGUGGAGAUGCAUCAACUGUGGCCGACAGGCCUUAGCAAUUUUGUAGGGCGGAGUAUCUCUAUUUAUAAAAACUUUUUCCUCUUUCUGGAUGUCAUAUCUUUAGGCAAGCUAGUAGUCCAUAUCAUAAGCCGUAAAGCAGUUACUGUAUUAUUAUUAUUCAAGGCCGUGAUGUGUUGGCUUUGCUAAUUGAAUGUGUAUACGAAUAUAUAUAGCUUUAACUAUUAUACGCGCAUAUAUAUGCA
Messenger RNA from Punica granatum (pomegranate), 1925 nucleotides. Lineage: Eukaryota; Viridiplantae; Streptophyta; Magnoliopsida; Myrtales; Lythraceae. The record is from RefSeq and is a predicted model, not a curated record.